Molecule: messenger RNA, 2532 nt
Organism: Rasamsonia emersonii CBS 393.64
Lineage: Eukaryota; Fungi; Ascomycota; Eurotiomycetes; Eurotiales; Trichocomaceae
Product: Acyl-CoA dehydrogenase
Exons: 3
Coding region: 1-2532 (843 amino acids)
Molecular function (GO): oxidoreductase activity, acting on the CH-CH group of donors
Source: RefSeq, a predicted model, not a curated record
AUGGAACCGUCAAGCUCUACAACGGGGUUCUUCCAAACGCGCCCGGUCAUCCCACCCCAGUACUUCGAGGACAGGGCUCUUCAACGCAUUAUUUCGCUCCACCUUCCAUCCCCUACACCGCAGGAAAUCUCAGAGGAUCUCGCGCAAUUUUCUCGCCUUGUUCUAUCAAAACGUAUCCUGUCCUACAUUGCCGAUGCGGAGAAGAAUACACCCUACCUUAAACCUCUCACCACGUUCGGCGCCGAAAAUAAGCAGGAUCCCUUGGUCACAAGCGAAGGGUGGCGUGCGCUGCAAGAGAUCGGUAUCAAGGAGGGCAUUGUGGCGUUAGGAUACGAGGACAGCAAGGGAAGAUGGAAUCCGCGCGUCCGCCAGUACAUUAAGUAUCAUCUAUGGAGCGGGAGCUCUGCCCUUGUUACCUGCCCCAGUGCCAUGACGGAUGGUGCUGCGCGUCUCCUCGGAAGGCAUCUGAACGACGAGAAUGGAGACAUCUUCGCUGAGGCGAGAAGAAGGCUGACCAGCCGGGAUAUCGACAUCGCAUGGACUAGUGGGCAAUGGAUGACUGAGCGCAAAGGCGGAAGUGAUGUUCGUGGAACGGAAACGAUCGCAACCAAGGUGGUCGGCGAGGAUGAAACCGAUGGCGUCGAUGCGGAAGGCAUGCCACUUGGUCCGUGGAAGAUCGACGGAUUCAAGUGGUUUUCGUCCGCAACAGAUGCGAACAUGACCAUCCUUCUUGCCAAGACCGGAAAAGACGGCCAGAUAAGUGCUUUUUACGCGCCGUUGAGGAGACGUGUCAAGGGUGGUGCAGAGGAUGAGACUGAGCUCAAUGGAGUGCGGAUCCAACGACUCAAGAACAAGCUGGGCACCAAGCCUCUUCCAACCGCAGAACUCGAGCUGAAAGGAAUGCGAGGCUAUCUACUAGGCAAGGAGGGCCAAGGAGUCAAAGAGAUCUCGACCGUUCUCAACAUUACUCGGAUGCAGAACAUCGUAUCUGCAGUGGGCGCAUGGGGCCGUGGACUGGCCAUCAGCCGAGCCUUUGCCAGAGUGAGAAAAUCUGGUGGGAAGCUGCUGUGCGAUAUCCCCGCGCAUGUGAGAGGAAUGGCACAAGAACAUGUCAAGUACUGGGCCCACAUGCAUCUGGCUUAUUUUAUUGCAGCGCUUCUUGGUCGUUCCGAAGGUUACACAGCCUCAGAUGAUUCUGCUGCGGCAAACUCUCUUAUCCUACCGCACAACGAGGAAGACAGCAAAGCUCUCUAUCGAGUUCUGACUCCUCUCGCUAAGGCCCAGACAGCGUUGUCUGCUAUUAGCGGGCUACGUGCGUGCAUGGAAAGCCUGGGUGGAGUAGGGUACUUGGAGAACGAAGACCCCGAGCUGAAUAUCGCGAGACUCUAUCGCGACUCGAACGUGCUGGCCAUAUGGGAAGGGACAACAGAUAUCAUGGCAGAUGAUCUUGUGCGCGCCAUCAAAGGUGCGGGCGGCUCCAAAGUCCUGAGCACACUGGACAGUUGGUUGAAAAAGGCCAUUUCCACAGGCGCAAAGGCGGGCUUCAACCAGGAGUGUCAGACAUUGAAAUCACUCUCAGAUAAGCUGCUGUCAGACUUCAGCCUCAAAGACAAAGAUGAAUUGCGAUGGAAGGGUAGAGACUAUAUGCGCGACUUGGACCUUCUAGUCAGCGGUUGUUUACUGGUGAUGGAUGCUGCGAGAGAUGGGGAUGCGACGGCACGAGAAAUAGCAAAGCGAUGGAUCUCUGGAAGCAGUCACCACGGUCAAGACUGGAGAGCCGAGGCUGACUGGGACAGGAGGAUCGUUUUUGGUGACAAUUCGCUGCCGGCAAAGCUCUUGGAUUUAGAAAAUGACAUUGAAUGCAAGAAAAAAAACGGGUCCCUCGCAGUCCAGGAUGGCCGAUCCAUCGCGCCCUUGAUCAAUUCCCUUCUGGAGCUUCCUGGCUUCGUGAUGCGCAUUGCGACCCAGGACUACCAUCCUGCAGAUCACAUCUCCUUUGCCAGCAACCACCCACCGCCCAACAACCGCCCGUUUGAAUCCGUCAUCGAGAUGAAGAAUCCGGCUCCGGGCAAGGAGCACGAGACGAAGCCGCAGCGGCUCUGGCCCGUGCAUUGCCUCGCCGGCAGCCCCGGGGCGUCCAUCAUCCCGGAGAUCAACACGGAGAAGAUCGAUCUGUUCGUGAAGAAGGGCAUGGAUCCCCGCGUCGAGAUGUACUCUGCGUUCAGCGAUGCGUUUGGCAAUCUGGACCCUGCGCUCGUCCGAAAGUCCGUCGACGCAGACAUCCAGGCUCAACUGUCAGUCCGCAAGGUCACCGAUGUCUUCGUCGUCGGAUUGGCAGGGGACUAUUGUGUCAAGUGCACGGCGAUCGAUGCGGCACGGGCCGGCUUCAGGAGCUGGGUGAUCGAAGAUGGGACGAAAUUCGUUGAUCCUGGAGAAGGCUGGGAAAAGACCAAGGCGGAAUUUCGAGACUUUGGAGUCUCAGUCAUCACGAGUGAUAGUCCUGAAGUGGCUCGAGUGAAGGAGCGAGCAUAG